GGCAAAGGCCGGGCUGAGGGAAGGGGCGGGGCGGAGGCCCGGGUGAGGGAAGGGGCUGCCGACCUGAGCGGCUGGAGGCAAGAUGCAGGACCCCAAUGCAGACACUGAGUGGAAUGACAUCUUACGCAAAAAGGGCAUCCUGCCUGCGAAGGAAAGUCUGAAAGAGUUGGAAAAGGAGGCAGAAGAGGAGGAACAGCGAAUCCUCCAGCAGUCAGUAGUGAAAACGUAUGAAGAUAUGACUUUGGAGGAGUUGGAAGAGAAUGAAGAUGAAUUUAAUGAGGAGGAUGAACGGGCUAUUGAGCUGUACAAGCAGCGAAGACUGGCUGAGUGGAAAGCAACUCAACUGAAGAAUAAGUUUGGAGAAGUUUUGGAGAUUUCAGGAAAGGAUUAUGUUCAAGAAGUUACCAAAGCUGGUGAAGGCUUGUGGGUAAUAUUGCACCUUUACAAACAAGGGAUUCCCCUGUGUGCCCUUAUAAAUCAACACUUCAAUGAGCUUGCCAGGAAGUUCCCUGAUGUCAAGUUUAUCAAGGCCAUUUCAACAACCUGCAUACCAAAUUACCCUGACAGGAAUUUGCCCACUAUAUUUGUAUACCUUGGAGGUGAUAUCAAGGCACAGUUCAUUGGUCCCCUGGUAUUCGGUGGAAUGAAUCUGACAAGAGAUGAGCUGGAGUGGAAACUAUCUGAGUCUGGAGCGGUCAAGACAGACCUAGAGGAGAACCCCAAGAAACCCAUUGAAGACAAGUUGCUAUCCUUAGUGCGGGGCUCUGUCCCCAUGAGGAGCGGCAGCAGCUCCGACAGUGACUAAACCAAAGCUUCAGCAGCCAUAACUUUUGAACUUUUUUGAUGUGACAUAUAAUCUGGAUGUAUCUUCAGAAGAAAAAAGCAAGAACACAUCUUUUUUUUAUUUUUUUUAGCCUUUUCACAAUUAUACUUUAAAUGUUAUAUAUUUCAGAAAUUAAUGCUGGGAAUUAUAUUAAAUUUCUGGAAACUUUUAAAUUAA
Messenger RNA from Dipodomys spectabilis (banner-tailed kangaroo rat), 1000 nucleotides. RefSeq names its product phosducin like 3 (gene Pdcl3). Gene Ontology annotation, biological process: protein folding; positive regulation of gene expression; angiogenesis. NCBI's taxonomy places the organism in Eukaryota, Metazoa, Chordata, Mammalia, Rodentia, Heteromyidae. Gene Ontology annotation, cellular component: cytoplasm. The transcript is spliced from 6 exons. The record is from RefSeq and is a predicted model, not a curated record. Bases 83 to 805 code for a protein of 240 amino acids.